GUUGGACGAAAGAAUACACAGUUGAAGAUCUCCAGCUGAAGAGUGUGGAGCACUUGCGAUGGCCACUGUCCUGAGAUGGGCCGUGGUGUACUGGACCCUCACUCAGGUCAUCGUCUUCUGUGGUGCUGUGCACCCCAUACACAUUCAACUUAACCUUGAUGGUAAAGACAUUAUUGAGGAUAUAGAGGACUAUGAAAGACUGCCUAAUGAAAAAUAUGUCAUACUUCAAAAAAUACGUGAUCUGGUGAAAAUGUGGUACAAUUCUGAAGAUGCAGCUAAACCCAUGUACAAUGAUGAUUCUGACAGGAGUCUCGUUGAAAAGGCUGGGCUCAUAAAACUCUACAUUAGAGGAAAAUUCCAAAUUGAGGAAAAGGGAGGUGAAAACAGAUAUUUUCUUUGGGACAAUAAAAGAAAAGGUGCAAAGGAAUUAGGAGAGUUUGUUUUAAGGAUUUUCAAAGGUGACCCUGUUGUUAUUGUCGUGUUCCCAGACGACCUGCAAACAUAUACUGGCUUUCAAUUCCAAAAGGAGUUUGAAGAAGUGGUACAGACAACAAAUGACAGAAUCACAGUUGGACGAGGGGUGAUAAAUGUUUAUCUGGGUUUGGGUGAUCAAAAUCAGGAAACACAGGUGUUUACUCUCCUAGAAGAAGAGAUAAAAACGCAAAAUAAAAUGGUAGCUAUGUCUGAAAAAGAUGAAAAAUACUACAGCAUUUUUGCUCAACAUCAUCCAUAUGCAUUCAGCUUCAGGACAGUGUUUACUGCAUGGAGACCUGAACUAAAGCCUGUAAAUAUAUUUCAAGUGAAAAUCCUGGAGGCAGAUUCAGUGGCUGUUAAGCUAAUAUCUGCUUGCACAUCUGAUAAGAAAGGCUUGAAAGUGGGUUCACACACAGCGCAGGGUUUAGCCGACAUUUUGUUGAAGCUGUUGAGAGUUCAGGAUGUGGAAACACAUCCAGAGCAAAGAAUCAGAGUCGAACUUCCAAAAACCUGUGGGACGGCAAAAGAAAGAGAGGCUUUUACAGGUCACCUUGUUGACAACCUGGAGAAUAAAAACCUUAAAGUUUAUGGGAAAGAGCCAAGUGUUCACAUACAUGUAUAUAGGAAUGAGAAAUCGGAUGAUGCAUUUGAUAAGGAUAUAAAUCACAUAGAGGAAUUACACAAACAAAAUGACAUUGUUGGAGAAAUAGAGAAUGAUGAAAUCAAAACUCAGGUCAAGGAUCAGGAUCGCACAAAAGUAUCCUCUGCUAAAGAGUUAUUCAUACACAUCCACUGCCACGGUGUUUUUUCUGGCAAUGUUGGUACUAUUUGCGGAAAAGAUUCGAAAACACUUGCAGAUAUUCUGUCCAACUGGGGUUUGGUGCCUCAGGCCCCAACAGCUGUGAGAGGUGGCGGGAAGGUGGUGCCCAAACCCUACAUGGUGAUAAUAGCACGUUUGAGAUGGCGGGAGGAGGACGUCAGCCGCAAGAAAUGGUGGGAGGGGAUCGACAGCCAUGAGAUGCGGCGGGAAGACGACGAUAGCCAUGAGUGGCAUGGGGCCCCACCUUCUGUUCCACAGCAAGGCCACUAG
Colossoma macropomum (tambaqui) is the source of this 1564-nucleotide messenger RNA. RefSeq lists its product as uncharacterized. The coding region runs from base 59 to 1564 and encodes 501 amino acids. Lineage: Eukaryota; Metazoa; Chordata; Actinopteri; Characiformes; Serrasalmidae. The transcript has 4 exons. The record is from RefSeq and is a predicted model, not a curated record.